CAAGUAUUGUGUUAUUUUUGUAAUACGCAUCUACAAUAUGUCUGGAAGAGGCAAAGGUGGUAAAGGACUCGGGAAAGGAGGUGCCAAGCGGCAUCGCAAAGUGCUCCGUGAUAACAUCCAGGGCAUCACCAAGCCCGCUAUCCGCCGCCUGGCUCGCCGUGGAGGAGUGAAGCGAAUCUCCGGACUGAUCUAUGAAGAGACCCGCGGGGUGUUGAAGGUGUUCCUGGAGAAUGUGAUCCGGGAUGCCGUCACCUACACUGAGCACGCCAAGAGAAAGACCGUCACCGCUAUGGAUGUCGUGUACGCUCUGAAGCGCCAGGCUCAACAAGCUGAUGGGAGGCGUCACCAUCGCUCAGGGCGGAGUGCUAGUUUGAAAAUGGCAAGAACUAAGCAGACUGCGCGUAAGUCCACCGGUGGAAAGGCGCCCAGGAAACAGCUUGCUACCAAGGCUGCUCGAAAGAGCGCCCCCGCUACCGGCGGCGUGAAGAAACCUCACCGUUACAGACCUGGCACUGUGGCUCUGAGGGAGAUCCGCCGCUAUCAGAAAUCCACCGAGCUGCUGAUCCGCAAACUGCCCUUCCAGCGGCUCGUCCGAGAAAUCGCUCAGGAUUUCAAGACCGACCUGCGCUUCCAGAGCUCCGCUGUGAUGGCGCUGCAGGAGGCUAGCGAGGCUUACCUAGUUGGGCUCUUUGAGGACACCAACCUGUGUGCCAUUCACGCUAUGUCUGGAAGAGGCAAAGGUGGUAAAGGACUCGGGAAAGGAGGUGCCAAGCGGCAUCGCAAAGUGCUCCGUGAUAACAUCCAGGGCAUCACCAAGCCCGCUAUCCGCCGCCUGGCUCGCCGCGGAGGAGUGAAGCGAAUUUCCGGGCUGAUCUAUGAAGAGACCCGCGGGGUGUUGAAGGUUUUCCUGGAGAAUGUGAUCCGGGAUGCCGUCACCUACACUGAGCACGCCAAGAGAAAGACCGUCACCGCUAUGGAUGUGGUGUACGCUCUGAAGCGCCAGGGUCGCACUCUGUACGGAUUCGGAGGUUAAACAUUUGGACACAAGGACACGAACACAAAGGCUCUUUUAAGAGCCGCC
Messenger RNA from Acipenser ruthenus (sterlet), 1081 nucleotides. RefSeq lists its product as uncharacterized. Gene Ontology annotation, molecular function: DNA binding; structural constituent of chromatin; protein heterodimerization activity. Gene Ontology annotation, biological process: nucleosome assembly. The record is from RefSeq and is a predicted model, not a curated record. NCBI's taxonomy places the organism in Eukaryota, Metazoa, Chordata, Actinopteri, Acipenseriformes, Acipenseridae. The coding region runs from base 38 to 1033 and encodes 331 amino acids. The transcript is spliced from 4 exons. Gene Ontology annotation, cellular component: nucleosome.